AUGCUGUCCAUCGGCCGCGGCGUGGCCGCCUGGACGGCCGAGUGCCAGCACCAGUUCCGCCGGCACCGCUGGGACUGCAACGCCCUGGAGCGGGGGCAGCGCCUGCUCGGCCGCGUCCUGCUGCGCAGUAGUCGAGAAUCUGCUUUUGUACACGCCAUCUCCUCUGCUGGAGUUGUUUUUGCCAUCACCAGGGCAUGUAGCCAAGGGGAGCUGAAAUCCUGUUCCUGUGAUCCCAAGAAGAAAGGCACUGCCAAGGACAGCAAGGGCCAUUUUGACUGGGGUGGCUGCAGUGACAACAUUGACUAUGGCAUUAAAUUUGCCACAGCCUUUGUGGAUGCCAAAGAACGGAAAGGAAAAGAUGCCAGGGCACUGAUGAACCUUCACAACAACAGAGCUGGAAGGAAGGCCGUGAAGCGGUUUUUGAAACAGGAGUGCAAAUGUCACGGUGUGAGUGGAUCGUGCACUCUAAGGACCUGCUGGCUGGCCAUGGCAGACUUCAGGAAAACAGGAGAUUAUCUGUGGAAGAAAUACAAUGGAGCAAUUCAGGUGGUCAUGAAUCAAGAUGGCACGGGUUUCACUGUGGCUAAUAAGAAAUUUAAGAAGCCAACUAAGAAUGACCUAGUAUACUUCGAGAGCUCUCCAGACUACUGUAUCAGGGACAGGGAUGUAGGGUCCCUCGGCACGGCUGGUCGGGUGUGUAACCAGACCUCCCGCGGCAUGGACAGCUGCGAGGUGAUGUGCUGCGGGCGGGGCUACGACACCUCGCGCGUCAGCAGGAUGACCAAGUGCGAGUGCAAGUUCCACUGGUGCUGUGCUGUGCGCUGCCAGGACUGCCUGGAAGUGGUGGACGUCCACACCUGCAAGGCGCCAAAGAGCGCUGGCUGGAUUUCCCGGACAUGACACGCAGGCUGCUGAUGCUGAGGAGCGCGGCCUUUGCCCUUCCUGGGCCAUGCAGGGAAUGCAUCAAAGGUCUUUUUUGUUUUUAUGCCUGUUUUGCCUUUGUUGUUCAUUGCACAGAAGCUGCUGAAAAAUUGAUAUAAACCCUGCAGCAUUUACUCUGCAUUUCUGCAUGACAAUGUUGCUGCAGAGUUGUCUCUGCUUAAACUGAUGCAGCUCUGGAAGGAUGUACUUAUGCUAAGACUCUUCCAACCACAAUGUAACUCUCUUCCAGAAUCCUUGUGGCAAUUCAUUCCUGCCAUCAGAAACACAAGAAGAUACAAAAUACAGCACUUUUACAAGAUCACCACCACCAACCACAUGGGCUGGGCUUGCUCAAGCAACUUCUGAAGGAUCUUGGGCAGGUCACAGUUGAGCCCUGGAUACUGAAUGGCUCAGGAGUUUGAGCCAUUGGUUGCUGAUUUCCCCAUUAAAAAAAAAUUUGCAGCUAGAUUGGUGAAAAACUUUACUGGAAGGACGUUUGUUCAUCCCUGGUGGACUGGAGUUUGCAGUAAGGUGGCUACCUAAGGCCACCCUAGCCACCAUUAGCACACUGUGGCUUCCUGUAGGGCAGGAGUUGGUCCAUGGCCUAAAACAAAGGAAAUUGCAGGAGAUGUAUUCAGCCAAAAACUGAUGAACUAUUAGAGUGAAAGCAAAUGUCUUAGUUACAUGUUUGUGGAAACCUGCCUUAAAAGCUUUUAAAAAGUAAUUAACUGCUGAGAAUUUUUUUUUUUCUGACAUGAAGGAUUGAAGAAAAUGGUUUUUCACCCUAAUGAAAGCUGGGUACAGGACACUCAACUACCUAAGGAUAAGGUUUCCUCCUUUUCACGUACACAAUAGUGGAAAAAUGUUUGCAAAAAGUGAUGAAGAAGGAAAUGCCUUGCCUCAUUAAUGACUUGGAUUCUGAAGAAGUUAUCAGUUUCUAUGAUCUUUUAAAGUUAAUAAAUCUGUUAAAUGUGCUCAAAAUUAUACUUUCCACUCAGAUGGAGACAUCCAAAUUAGACUUUUUUCUGCAUGUUUUCUGCUAAACUGCAUGCCUGUGAUUUGGAGUAUAUUGGCUUGUGAUGGAGGCAGCUGCAGGUUGUGCCAGGUUCCUGUGCAGGACUGGGAUCAGCACAAAACAACAAGCUGCUAUAAAGAUGUGCAGACCCAGAAAUUGGAGCCUUGGUGGAGAGGAACUGGGUCAGAGAGGGACCAGCUGCCUCUCCUCAGGGCAAAGAUCAGCAACAUGAACCAAGAGAAAAAUGGGUUCUGUGCCAGUAAGUAUAAUAAGGCUCUGAAAAAGCACCCAUGAAGAGUAGAGACAGGCAAGGUAAUGAAAAAAUAAUGUAGGAAAAGGAGGUUGAAUGAGUGAUAGAACACAUUGUAGAUGAAGGUAAAAUUUCAUAUGAAAAUGAAAUAGACUGGAAGAAUCCUAGCAGGUACAAACACUGCAGGAAAAAGUAAUAUCCAAGUAGCUAACCAAGGCAAUAAAGUGAAUACUCUGGAUAUGUUUUGUUCUUGGAACUUUCUGAAAAGAUUGUUUAAAAAUAAGGGGGUUUGGCAUUAAGUGAUCUUGAGGGAGCAGUCAUUUACAUCUGCAAGGCUUUCAUAAAAGUCUGUAUCAUUAAAAUGGGUAAUUAAUCUCCAGAAGGCACAGCUGGUGUUAAAAGAUUAGGAGGCUCUAGAAAGUUCUUUAUUUGGACAAUAAGAUAUUUCAGUUACUGUAUGUGGAAAUGAUCAUGGCUAGAGGUAACAAUCAUCACACUUCUGUCUAUAAACCAA
Messenger RNA from Ficedula albicollis (Collared flycatcher), 2700 nucleotides. It is a transcript of the gene WNT2, whose product is annotated as Wnt family member 2. Bases 1 to 900 code for a protein of 299 amino acids. The record is from RefSeq and is a predicted model, not a curated record. Gene Ontology annotation, cellular component: extracellular region. Gene Ontology annotation, biological process: canonical Wnt signaling pathway; neuron differentiation; multicellular organism development. Lineage: Eukaryota; Metazoa; Chordata; Aves; Passeriformes; Muscicapidae. Gene Ontology annotation, molecular function: cytokine activity; frizzled binding. The transcript has 4 exons.